AUGGCCCUGAACGAGCUGGCCGCGGUGGUUGAUGCCCCCGCGCCCGUCCCAACUCCCAUCCCCGUGCCCACGCCAUUAACCAUCCUUGUAGCAUUGACAGGCUGGUCGCUGAGCACUAUCGCAGAGCCGGAAGCCGCUGGCGUCAGCGAGGUCUCCGCCGACCCGCGCGAGCUCUUGUACAUGCCAGCGCACGUGCCUGUGCCCGUGCGCGCCCAUGCACCCACCGUGGUGCCAGUCCCCGUGCCUUUGCCUGCACCCAACGAGCCCAUGCCCGUGUGUGCGCCCUACUCAGCAGCAUGGGACGCCGCCGUCGACCGCUACCUCACAGCGCCGCGAGUUACCAUCCUCCCGCACCACGCCUACUUCAACAACGUCGUCCCGGAAGAUGACAACGACAAUGCCGGUGCGGCACGCCGCCUCCGCCGCCACGGGAAUUAG
This is a messenger RNA of Aegilops tauschii subsp. strangulata, 438 nucleotides long. The record is from RefSeq and is a predicted model, not a curated record. Lineage: Eukaryota; Viridiplantae; Streptophyta; Magnoliopsida; Poales; Poaceae.